Molecule: messenger RNA, 1266 nt
Organism: Cutaneotrichosporon cavernicola
Lineage: Eukaryota; Fungi; Basidiomycota; Tremellomycetes; Trichosporonales; Trichosporonaceae
Gene: DES1
Exons: 2
Coding region: 1-1266 (421 amino acids)
Biological process (GO): ceramide biosynthetic process
Cellular component (GO): membrane
Molecular function (GO): sphingolipid delta-4 desaturase activity
Source: RefSeq, a predicted model, not a curated record
AUGACCGCAACAGCGCUCGCCUCGCGGCCCCUCAAGGCUCGCAAGGCCAAGCCCACCGAAACCCCCUCCCCACCCGUAUCCUCUGCGCCGAGUGUCAGCGACCGCUCAGACGAGCCGGACCCGGCUGCAGCUGCGGCUGUCGAAAAUGGCGACCGCGAUCCCCAGGACUUUCUGUGGAUGUACACUGAGGAACCGCAUCGUAGUCGCCGGAUGGCUAUCCUCAAGCACCAUCCUGAGGUCCGCAAGCUCAUGGGCCCGACCAAGUGGACGCUCCUCGUCGUCAUCUUGGUGCUAUCCCUCCAGGUCUUCCUUGCGCUGUACCUGCGGCGGUUCCCGACGCUGUCAUGGCAGACGCUCCUCACCGCGUACGUGAUCGGCGGCACCUGCAACCAGAACACGUUCCUGGCGAUCCAUGAGAUUACUCACAACCUCGCGUUCAAGGGCAUCCGCCCCAACAAGGUGCUCGCAAUCGUCGCAAACUUUGCCAUUGCCGUCCCUUACGCCAUGGCGUUCAAGGGCUACCACAUCGAGCACCACAAGUUCCUCGGCGAGGACGGCAUUGACACCGACCUGCCGAGCCGCCUCGAGGCCAUGAUCCUAAACAACGUCGCCGGUAAGACGUUCUUUGCGACCUUUCAGCUCCUCUUCUAUGCUCUGCGCCCCGGCUUCAUCCGCAGCCAAAAGUUCACCUACUGGCACGCGAUCAACCUCGCCGCUGUCCUGACCUUUGACGCGGUGCUGGUGCACUUUGCUGGUUGGCGCCCGCUCCUCUAUCUCCUUCUCUCGUCGUUCUUCGCCGGUUCGCUCCACCCUAUGGCGGCGCACUUUAUCGCCGAGCACUACCUCAUGAACCCCGUCGAGCCGGGUACAGUUCAGAGCCUUGCACAGGAGACGACGAGCUACUACGGCUGGCUCAACAUCUUCUGCUACAAUGUCGGCUACCACAAUGAGCACCACGACUUCCCCUCGGUGCCGUGGACGCGCCUUCCUGCUCUUCGCCGCCUCGCCCCAGAGUACUACGACACGCUGCCGAGCCACAAGAGCUGGCCGUACGUUACAUGGCAGUUUAUCACGGACCCCAACGUCGGCAUGUGGAGCCGAGCCAAGCGCAAUGGGCGCGGCGAGCGGCUCAACGAGCACGUGUGGAAGCAGCUGUGGGAGAAGCAGGCGAGCGAGGACAGCGACUGUGACCUGAGCGACUCGGAGAUUGAGCGCGAGAUGGAGGAGGCCGUAGAGAUCGGGUACGCGAGCGACGGGUGCGAGUGA